Messenger RNA from Guyanagaster necrorhizus, 4426 nucleotides. RefSeq names its product alpha-aminoadipate reductase Lys1p. The record is from RefSeq and is a predicted model, not a curated record. Bases 1 to 4269 code for a protein of 1422 amino acids. NCBI's taxonomy places the organism in Eukaryota, Fungi, Basidiomycota, Agaricomycetes, Agaricales, Physalacriaceae. Gene Ontology annotation, biological process: L-lysine biosynthetic process. The transcript has 6 exons. Gene Ontology annotation, molecular function: L-aminoadipate-semialdehyde dehydrogenase [NAD(P)+] activity; phosphopantetheine binding.
AUGGCGUUAUUGACGACAGAGGAGCGCUUGGCUCAAAAUAUUGCAAGGCUGCAACAUUUGCCGUCGAUUUCGUUGCCUACCGACUAUCCACGGCCAGUAGGUGCCAACAAACUCGUCGAGGCUGCUCAUUUGGCAGAGCUCUCAGACCAUGCUUCUCUUUCCCUCAUGAAGUUGGCGCUGUACGAUGAGAAUGGAGAUUCCGAUGACGACGACAGUCAGCAUACCAAGCGACCGUCAGCUUUCCAUCUUCUAUUGGCUGCAUUUACCGUCCUUUUGCACCGCUACACUGGAGAAACAGAUAUUCUCAUAGGAUCAUCUUCUGCCUCUGCCAAGGACCCCCUCGUUCUCCGCAUCUCCGUAGAUCCUCUCGAUCCUUUCUGGGCCAUUGUGCGUAGGGUACAGCAGCUUGAGCAAGAGGCAGAGUCCAUUUCAGUUCCUUUUGAGGCCAUCACCAAUGCCUUGUACAAGAACAGGGACCCAUUAUUAGAGGGCCCCCUCUUCCGAGUCCGUUUUUUCGAUGAAAUGGACCAGCCGAUGGAGAAUUUUAUACGAUCUACAAGCUUGACUUCCGAUCUUACAGUCUUUGUGACACGGCCCCCAGCAUCUUCCCGUGCAUCCAUCGCCCCCCGUAUCUCUCUCCGUAUACUCUACAACUCCCUUUUUUUCACUCAUGCUCGUAUCUCAACCAUCGUCGACCAACUAUCGAACUUUCUCCGUCGAGUAUCGUCUAAUCCAGUCGCUCCCAUUGGCGCCAUUCCACUCCUGACUCCUGCUCAACGAGAAAAGCUCCCCGAUCCAACCGCUGACCUCAACUGGUGCGACUGGAAGGGUGCUAUCACUGAUGUAUUCUCCCGCAAUGCCCGUGAAUGGCCGAAUCGGCCGUGUGUCAUUCAGAGUCUGCCUGCGCGUUCCCUUUCGGAUCCACAAGAGAAGAUUACCUACUCGUAUGGAGCAAUAAGACGAGCUUCCAACAUCUUGGCACACCACCUUCUCAAAGGAGGUGUCCAACGAGAAGAGGUCGUAAUGGUCUAUGCUCAUCGCAGCGUCGAUCUAGUGGUUGCCGUAAUGGCAGUGCUGAAAGCCGGAGCGACCUUCUCUGUAAUUGAUCCCGCGUACCCUGCGUCGCGUCAAAUUAUCUACCUCCGGGUUACCCAGCCGCGCGGCCUAAUUGUCCUCAAGGGAGCUGGAGUCAUUGCUCCUUCCGUGCGUGAAUUCAUCUCUACGGAUCUCAAAAUUCGAGUAGAGGUGCCUGCACUGGAGAUCGAGCCUGACGGUACCAUAUUCGGAGACGUCAGUCAGGACAACGUCGAUGUCUUGCACUCCCUAUCUAAUUUAGCGGAGACGGAUCCUAACGUGGUCCUUGGUCCUGAUAGUAUCGGCACCCUUUCGUUCACCAGCGGAAGUACCGGUAUUCCUAAGGGUGUAAGGGGACGUCAUUUCAGUCUGACGCAUUUCUUUCCCUGGAUGGGUGAACGCUUUGAUCUCAACGAAAAUUCCAAGUUUACGAUGCUUAGUGGGAUUGCCCACGAUCCAAUCCAACGCGACAUGUUUACUCCCCUCUUCUUUGGCGCUCAGUUACAUGUUCCCACGGCCGAUGAUAUAGGAACUCCUGGACGAUUAGCAGAGUGGAUGGCUGAUAGUGAAGUAACGAUUACUCAUUUAACACCGGCUAUGGGUCAGCUACUCUCAGCACAAGCGACGCGUCAAAUCCCUUCGCUUCGUAAUGCUUUCUUCGUUGGUGAUGUCCUCACCAAGCGCGAUUGUCUCCGGCUCCAGUCCUUAGCCGCUAACGUCCGGAUUAUCAACAUGUACGGAACGACGGAGACACAGCGAGCAGUCUCCUACUUCGCCAUUCCGCCGGUAUCGGUUGAUCCUACUUUCCUUGCCACGCAGAAGGACAUCAUGCCUGCGGGUGAAGGGAUGAUUGAUGUCCAGCUUCUGGUCGUGAACAGGAAUGACAAGAACAUCCCGUGUGCCAUCGGUGAAGUCGGCGAGAUCUACGUUCGCUCUGGUGGCUUGGCAGAGAGCUACCUCGAUGCCGACUCGUCCGCGGAGAAGUUCGUCACCAACUGGUUCUUAGCCUCCGCGCCAACCAGGAAGGAUACAAUCAAGCAGCCUUUGAACAACACACUUCCAGGGCCUGAGGCUAGACACUGGAAGGGCAUACGUGAUCGGAUGUAUCGGUCCGGUGAUUUGGGACGAUACAUGCCUGAUGGCGUAGUGGAGUGCACAGGACGCGCCGACGACCAAGUCAAAAUUCGCGGGUUCAGAAUAGAACUUGGAGAGAUCGAUACGCAUCUUAGCCAACACCAUCUUAUUCGAGAGAAUGUCACCCUUGUGAGGCGUGAUAAAGACGAGGAGAAAAUUCUUGUUAGCUACUUUGUUCCUUUGGGUGGCGAUAAACUUGAUGAAUUCGCGAGCGAUAUCACUGACGAGGAAGGUCCAAAAGGACUGGUUCAUGGUAUUAGGAAGUACCGGCGCCUAAUCAAGGAUAUCCGAGAGCAUCUCAAAAAGAAACUGCCUAGCUACAGCGUCCCCACUCUUUUUGUUCCAUUGAAGCGUAUGCCGCUUAAUCCUAACGGCAAGAUCGACAAACCCGCCCUACCUUUCCCCGAUACCGCCCAAUCUGCCACCGCUGCACCCUCCACUGGCAAAGCGACGUCAACAGAAGGGAAAAUGCGCGAGCUCUGGUCCAAAAUACUUCCAAACGCACCCUACCCCCUACCAUUAGAUGAAAGCUUCUUCGAUCUCGGUGGACACUCCAUUCUUGCCACGCGCCUUAUCUUCGAGAUCCGCAAGACCUUCGUAGUCGACGCGCCCCUAGGACUGAUCUUCGACGAACCCACCAUCUCUGGCCUCGUCAAAGCCGUUGAGGCGCUGCGUAAUGCUGACUUGGGGCUCACGUACAAGGAGCUGACUACCACACCCCUCCUUGCAGUCCCUCAGAAAAAGCCCGUGACGACUAUCGAAUAUGGCAAGGAUUACGACCAGCUGUUACCGAAGCUGCAUGAGACCUACGCGCCGCUUCCUUCAGACUUCGCGAUAAAGCCGAUUACAGUCUUCCUCACUGGUGCAACUGGUUUCUUGGGCGCGUUCGUACUGCGCGAUUUGCUUUUGCGGCGUGAAAGGGUGAAAAAGGUCAUUUGCCUUGUCCGGGCGAGCGAUCGUGAUAAAGCUUUGGCUAGGUUGAAGGAAGGGUCGACGAAUCGAGGAGUAUGGGAUGAUGAAUGGGUGAAUACUGGGCGGUUGGAGGUCCUAACUGGUGAUUUGAGUUUGGAAAACUUCGGUUUGGGGGAGGCGUGGAGCAGGGUGGCCGAAGAGACUGACGCUAUCCUGCAUAACGGUGCUUUGGUGCAUUGGGUCUACCCGUAUGAGAAACUACGGGCGGCCAACGUUCUUUCUACUUUGACUGCUAUCGAGCUCGCGUCGACGGGGAAGCAAAAGCUCGUUGUCUUCGUGUCUUCCACGUCAGAUGUCGACACUGAGCACUACGUCCGCCUUUCGGAAUCAUUGACUGAUUCAAACCAACAAGGCAUACCCGAAAGCGAUGACCUGGAAGGCGCUCGAGCGUCCCUGAAGACCGGGUAUGGUCAAAGCAAGUGGGUAUCGGAAAAGCUUCUUUUCGAAGCAGGGCGGAGAGGCCUGAGGGGGCAUAUCGUGCGACCCGGUUACGUAGUUGGCGAUUCUCGGAGUGCCGUCACAAAUACCGACGACUUCAUCUGGCGUAUGGUAAAGGGCUGUAUCCAGCUGGGACUUGUUCCCGACAUGAACAACACCGUCAACAUGGUACCUGUAGAUCACGUCGCACUAUGCACCUCCCUAGCGACAGUCUCUCCCCUUCCCGACGCUGCCCUUUCAGUUAUGCACAUCACCGCCCGCCCGCUCCCCACAUUCAACGGCAUGCUCUCCUCCCUUACGCAGUACGGCUUCCCCACCGAACAAUGCGAGUACCUCGUCUGGCGGAGGAAGCUCGAACAGCACGUCAUGGAGGUGCAAGACAACGCGUUGUAUCCCCUCCUUCACUUCGUACUGGAUGAUCUGCCGACAAGUACCAAGGCGCCAGACUUGGACGAUACGAAUACAGCCAGUGUGUUACGGCCCCAUACAGAAAGGGUGAACACGACGGUGGACGACGAGUUGAUGGGCAAAUACCUUGCGUGGUUGGUUAGAGCUGGCUUUUUGCCUUCUCCAACGAUCGAAAAUCCUGCUAAAAUGCUGCCGAUACUAGAAGGGGGGGUUGUAAAAGCUGCUGGUCGUAGUGGCGCAUAAAAAAGUCCUGCCAUAUGUUGGAUAAGUCUUCAAGUGUAAUAAUAGAGUCAAACUAGUGGUCUGGUUUUUUUUUUUUUCGUUGAGGUGACUACCGUGUUGGCAUCGCUAUACGGACAGCACAUAAAAGUCGCGAAAGUCAUAUGUGCCCCUCCCGAGA